This is a messenger RNA of Acanthoscelides obtectus, 255 nucleotides long. NCBI's taxonomy places the organism in Eukaryota, Metazoa, Arthropoda, Insecta, Coleoptera, Chrysomelidae. The record is from the annotation of a GenBank genome assembly.
AUGAGUAUUCUCAACGUUACACAAAAACCUCUUGUUGAUAAUUCUAUUACAGAACUAGAGUAUCACACUUAUCAACCUUUUAUCAAUUCCAACUUUGACUACAACGAUGAAAUUCGCAUUGCUGUUCAAGAACUAGAUGCCUAUACCAUCCCGUCACAAAGUCUUUUGUAUCCCGAAGGAGAAUUAACCAAAGCCGAUGAACUGCUGUUACUACUAAAAACGCUGAUGGAACUACUGUUACAACUCUGCAAUUAA